This is a messenger RNA of Aureobasidium musti, 2391 nucleotides long. NCBI's taxonomy places the organism in Eukaryota, Fungi, Ascomycota, Dothideomycetes, Dothideales, Saccotheciaceae. The record is from the annotation of a GenBank genome assembly.
AUGAAGUUUGGCACCACCCUGCGCAAUGCCGUGUACGAGCCGUGGAGGGAGUCGUACGUCGACUAUGCCAAGCUCAAGAAGCUGCUGAGAGAGGACGACUCGAGCAGAAAGGACGACACCUGGACCGACGAAGACGCUCAAGCCUUCUACGCCGAGCUGGUCAACUCGCAGCUCGAAAAGGUCACCAACUUCCACAAGUCGACCUACCAGAAGCUGCGCGACCGCACCGCCAAAUGCGAGUCCAAGCUGGACCCCAUCGCCAAAGCCGUCCAAGAUGCUGAAGCGCCCGCUACAUCCUAUGCCGGCGCCGCAAAGAAGCCCUCGCCCUCGGACGGCGAGAGGAAGCGCAUCCUGAAGGAAGUCCUCGAAGAGCUGGAUCUCAUCACCAAGGACAUCAACGAGCUGGAAAAGUACAGCCGCAUCAACUACACUGGCUUCCUCAAGAUCGCAAAGAAGCAUGACCGCAAGAGAGGUGGCCGCGUCUCGAGCAUCCGUCCUCUGGUCAAGUCCAGAAUGGCCGAUGUUCCCUUCAACAACGAGGACUACUCGCCCCUGCUCUACCGUCUAUCGGCCAUGUACUCGUUCGCUCGUCAGAACCUCGAAGGUCAGGACCGCCCUCUCUCGCUCGUCGAGUCUAUCGCUGGUGAAGAGAGCUACCUCACCCACAAGUUCUGGGUUCACAUGGACAACCUCCUCGAAGUCAAGACCAUCAUCCUCCGCCGUCUCCCCGUCCUCGUCUACAACCCUCAGACCGAGAAGAUCGCCGAGGGCUCCCAGCAAGACCCUUCCAUCACCUCCAUCUACUUCGACAACCCCGACUUCAAGCUCUACUCUAACAAGGUUGAGCACAAGACUGACGCCUCCAACCUUCGCUUGAGAUGGUACGGCAAGCUGUCGCAGAAGCCCGAAAUCAUGUUCGAGAAAAAGACCGUCAAGACCGAGAACACCAGCGCUGACGAGAGGUUCCCCAUCAAGGACAAGUACAUCCAACCCUUCAUCAAGGGCGACUACCACAUGGAGAAGGCCAUUGAGAAGCGUUCAUCUCGUCACGUCUCUGAAGAAGCUCUCUCGUCUUUCAAGAGAGGCAUUAACGACAUCCAAUCUUUCAUCAAGGACAACGACCUGCAACCCGUCAUUCGUGCCAACUACACCCGUACUGCCUUCCAGAUCCCUGGCGACGACAGAGUCAGAAUCUCUAUCGACACCAACCUCGCCUUCAUCAGGGAAGAUGCCAUUGAUGCUGACCGUCCCUGCCGCGACCCUGAAGACUGGCACCGUAGAGACAUUGAUGACGCCGAGAUGGAGUGGCCUUUCAAGUCCAUCCGCAAGGGUGAACUCGCCACCUUCCCUCACGCAGUGCUCGAGAUCAAGGUCAAGAACGACAAGAACUAUGAGUGGAUCGAUGACUUGAUGAACUCACACUUGGUCAAGGAGGCCCCUAAAUUCUCCAAGUUCGUUCACGGCGUGGCUUCCCUCUUCGAGGACAACGUCAACACCUUCCCCUUCUGGCUCUCAACGCUGGAGGAGGACAUCCGUCAAGACCCUGAGGCAGCCUUCGAGAAGGAGCAGGCCAAGAAGCAAAAGCAACAAGAGGAUGAGCUGGCCGUUGGCAGUCUUAUGAAGAGCAAGAGCCAUUCAUCAUACAAGCCUGGUGGUCUGUCACCUGUUGGCUCUCCUACAGACAAGAGCGGUAGUUACCUUGAUCGUCGCACUUCUCGCCAAAGCGCUAUGAAGGCAGGUGGCCAAUCGCUGGGCAGUCUCGCUCGCUCUCAGCCUACCGGCAUGGCAGCAGUCGCCGAUGAGCCGGAUUCUGACGAUGACGGUCGCCAGGCUCACAACACUGAAGUCCAGGCUACUACUCAAUCCGGUCUGCAGACCCUCUUCCCAUCCUUCUCAACUUCCAAGUAUGCACGCAACCGCCGCGAUCGCGACAUGCCUCUGCCUCCUGGCGUUCAGAAGCCUGAAUACUGGAUCAAGGACCAAGGCCCUGUCAAGGUUGAGGCCAAGGUCUGGCUUGCCAACCAGCGUACUUUCAUCAAGUGGCAGCACAUUACUGUCCUCCUCGCUUCCCUUGAGUCUAGGUCUUUCAACGCUGCUGGCGAGAACAACAACAUUGCCCGUGCACUCGCGCUCGUCUACACUCUCGCUGCAGUCUUCACUGGCGUCUGGGGCUGGGGUGUUUACCAAUGGCGAAGUCGUCUCAUCGAGCAGAGAAGCGGCAAGGACUUUGACGCCCUUACCGGUCCUGUCGUUGUCUGUGUUGGACUCUUCGUCGCUCUGAUCCUGAACUUCGCCUUCAAGUACCAGGAGAUGCGCCAUAAUGCCGAGCACCACCAUGGCCACCACUCCAACCAAACUCAUUCCAUCUUUACUAUGGACGAGCUGAAGUGA